CUCAAAAAUGUUAACUGAAACUUCUAAUGACUAUAUAUUACUCGGUAUUGGUAAUUCUUUAAUAGACUUAUUCGUAUAUAAUAACGAAGAAGUUGAAAAAUUAAUUAAAAAAUAUGGACUUUUACCAAAACCAAUUGAUAAAGACUUUAAUAAAAUCAAUGGAUUUUUAAAUGAGGUUUCUAAAUAUCCUGAUACAUUAAAAGUUCCUGGUGGCACGGCACAAAAUUCUCUCCGUGGAGCUCAAAGAUUACUUCCACCGAAUUCAACGGUAAUAAUAGGAUGUAUAGGUAAAGAUGAAAUGGGAAAAAUAUUAAGAAGAGUAUUAAAUAAUGAUGGGGUAAGAACUGAAUAUACGGAAAUUGAUGAUUACCCAACUGGUGUUAGUUCUUUUAGUAAAUUAUCUAACAACAAUUAUUUUGUGAGAAAUAAUAAAGGAGCUGCGACGCAAUAUAAUUUAGAAGAUUUGAAAUCACCUUCAAAAUGGAAAUUUGUAGAAAAUGCAAAAUAUAUUUAUGUUUGUGGAUUUAUUUUAAAAGAAAAUUUUCAUAUUGUAAAAGAAAUCUAUAAACAUGCUCUAGAAAAUAAUAAGAUUUAUGCCACUAACUUAGGUUCAGUUAAAUUAGUAACAAAAUAUAAAUAUCGAAUGGAUGAGAUUUCUCCAUAUUGGGAUAUUAUUUUUGGUAACGAAUCUGAAGCGUUAGCAUUUGCUGAAAUGUCAAAUUGGAAUACAACAGAUAUAUUUGAGGUAACAAAAAAAUUAGCUCAAUUACCAAAACACUCUUCCAAUUUCGUUCGUAUGGCUUUAAUAACAAGGGAUGCAAGGUCCACUAUUUAUGCGGAUCAAAAUGGUACAAUUAAAGAAUAUCCUAUAAUUCCAAUAGCAGAAAAUGAUUUAAUUGAUGCUACAGGAGCUGGUGAUUCAUUUGUUGGAGGAUUUUUAAGUCAAUUUAUUCAAGGUAAAAGUAUUGAUGAAUGCAUUAUGGCAGGGCAUAAAUUAGCUAAUUAUAUUAUUAGACAAGUUGGUACUCAAUAUGAUUCUUAUGAUUCUUUUGAACAUAAUGAAGUAAAUUAUUAGAUUACGAUUGAUAAUACGGUUUGUAUUUUUGUAACAACAUAAAUUAUUUUA
Rhizophagus irregularis DAOM 181602=DAOM 197198 is the source of this 1126-nucleotide messenger RNA. RefSeq lists its product as uncharacterized. The record is from RefSeq and is a predicted model, not a curated record. Gene Ontology annotation, cellular component: nucleus; cytosol. Lineage: Eukaryota; Fungi; Glomeromycota; Glomeromycetes; Glomerales; Glomeraceae. Gene Ontology annotation, molecular function: adenosine kinase activity. Gene Ontology annotation, biological process: purine nucleobase metabolic process; purine ribonucleoside salvage.